Periconia digitata is the source of this 996-nucleotide messenger RNA. The record is from the annotation of a GenBank genome assembly. NCBI's taxonomy places the organism in Eukaryota, Fungi, Ascomycota, Dothideomycetes, Pleosporales, Periconiaceae.
CACACGCAAAAAGCCAUGAGUGGUAGUACACAGCGCUCAGAAGCGAAGGGGAAUGCGAAUAUCACCGAGCUACCACGAGAAAUGUCCGCUAAUGUGUCGAACAAAGCAAGCAGCCACUUGAAGGAUGACGUGGAAAAGACUGUGGAAGACCAUUCUCAAACUUCGAAGACGCCGCCCGUAAACAGAAUGCACUUCAUACUCGGAACUCUAGACAAGAAGGGGAAUGAACUGAACCGAUGCGCAACAAUCUCAAUUGAGAGCAAGUACUAUGAGUUUCAGCCGGGCAGUCAGUGCUCUCCCAUAGCAAGAAUGAAACAGGCUUCUCAAGUUCAGAAUCCACCGCGUGCUUAUCUCACGCCGGCGAAGGAAGGUGAUCUGACGUAUGGUGCUCGAGCACUAGUCGACACUUUGACCCGUACGCUCUUGUACAUGACAGACAAAUACGGUGGUCAUGUGGGAGUCUUAGAUGCGGGCCCCAUACAAAAGCGUUUCCUUGAGUGGGUACAAGACAGGGCCGAGCUGACCCCCUACAAAGAGAUCUGGAAAUUCCGACUGCAACCACCGCACGACAAAAUGAUGGCCCACUUUUGCCUCGGGAUUGCUCAUUACCUUGAGUUUGUGAAGAGUCAGGACCGCGCCAACAUUGAGAGAACUUUCAUAUUGGUCAAGAUCUGCACAACCAGUUACUCUUCAGCAAAGACGUUUCUCGAACAGAGCGCGCAGUUCCAAAACCUGUGGGACAAGAUUUUCGACAACAUUUCUGCCAUAAUGGAUAUCAAUCGUGAUUCCCGGGUAAUGGUAUAUGUUAGAGGCUGCGAUCAGAAACCACAGAACGAUACCGAGAAGGCUGCUCUCGAUUACUUGGAGUCCGAAAAGCGUAAUCCCCGCAAGAUUAGCGUGUACCCGGACGUUCAAGGUGACGUACUCUACGGCGGGCUCUUGGAUCAGGAAGAAUGGACUCAAGAAUGGGAGUCAGUUGAGAGUUUCUCGGUCUGA